AUGAGUUCAAUCAACGCGACAAGCUUGAACCUCAAGCUACUAUUAAUAGGUAACUCCAGUGUCGGCAAAUCAUCGUUAUUACUUCGAUUCACGGACGAUGAAUUUCUAUCGGAUGAGGAGACAGCCGCUACUAUAGGUGUAGAUUUCAAAGUGAAGAGCAUAGAGCUAGAUGGCAAGAAGUACAAACUGUCUGUUUGGGAUACGGCAGGUCAAGAACGAUUCAGGACGUUGACCUCAAGUUAUUAUAGAGGUGCGCAGGUGUACGACGUAUCAUCCUGGCAAACAUUCGACGAAUUGCUGAAAUGGUUCAAGGAGAUCGAUACGUACUGCGGAGAAGGAGUAGUAAAGAUGAUUGUGGGAAACAAGGUUGAUAAAGAAUUUUCGAGACAGGUUACUACCGAUGAAGGGAGAGCGUUUGCCCAACGCAUGGGAGCGCUGUUCGUGGAGUGCUCGGCGAAGACGAAACUAAGAGUUCCGGAAGCGUUUGAGGAGUUAGUAAGAAGAAUAUUGGCAACACCCGCAUUAUGGUCCAAGGCUUCUGCUACACCCUUGCGCAGGUCUGAGCCUAUCAAACUAGAAGAUGACAGUUGGUCUAGCGGAGGUUGUAGCUGUUAA
Kwoniella mangroviensis CBS 8507 is the source of this 615-nucleotide messenger RNA. RefSeq lists its product as uncharacterized. The transcript has 7 exons. Lineage: Eukaryota; Fungi; Basidiomycota; Tremellomycetes; Tremellales; Cryptococcaceae. Gene Ontology annotation, molecular function: GTPase activity; GTP binding. The coding region runs from base 1 to 615 and encodes 204 amino acids. Gene Ontology annotation, biological process: vesicle-mediated transport. The record is from RefSeq and is a predicted model, not a curated record.